UUUUUGUAUUUUUGAUUUGAUUUGAUUAUUUUUUUUACAAACACGUCCGGGUCCAGUUGAGAUGUAAUGUUGUGUGGCCACACAGCUGAGCACGGGUCUCCUUCUUCUGCGCUGCUUCGUGAAGCUUGGAGUCCAAGAUCGGCGGGCACGGAAUGGCGCGGUUUGGAGAUGAGGUGCCGGCCAGGUACGGCGGCGUCGGCGGAGGGGGCCCCGGCGGAAUGGGGCCCGGGGGCCGCGGCGGCAGCAGGCAAGGUGGACCCCACGGACACGGGCACGGACACGGGCACGGCGCGCACGGCCCGCAUGGCCACGGACCACCGCACGGAGGGCCCGGGGCCCAGCGGAUGUACAAGCAGUCCAUGGCGCAGAGGGCCCGGACCAUGGCCCUCUAUAACCCCAUCCCCGUGCGCCAGAACUGCUUCACCGUCAACCGCUCGCUGUUCAUCUUCAGCGAGGACAACUUCGUGAGGAAAUAUGCCAAAAAGAUCACCGAAUGGCCUCCGUUUGAGUGGAUGAUUCUUGCCACCAUCAUUGCCAACUGUAUCGUCCUGGCUCUGGAGCAACAUUUACCAGAUGGAGACAAGACGCCGCUGUCUGAACGGCUGGAUGAUACAGAGCCAUAUUUCAUUGGGAUCUUCUGCUUUGAGUCUGGAAUAAAGAUCCUGGCACUUGGUUUUGCCUUCCACAAGAACUCCUACCUGAGAAAUGGAUGGAACGUCAUGGACUUUGUGGUGGUGCUCACAGGGAUUCUGUCCACUGUGGGCUCAGAUUUCGACUUACGGACUCUUCGGGCUGUGAGGGUACUGAGGCCUCUCAAACUGGUGUCCGGUAUACCCAGCUUACAGGUGGUGCUCAAAUCUAUCAUGAAGGCCAUGAUUCCUUUGCUGCAAAUUGGCCUGCUUCUUUUCUUUGCCAUCCUCAUGUUUGCCAUCAUCGGCCUGGAGUUCUACAUUGGAAAAUUCCAUCAAACCUGCUUUGACAAUAACACAGGAGAGAUCCGAAAAGAGUUUCCAUGUGGCCACGAACCUCCAUCACGGAUGUGUCCAGAAGGCACCGUUUGUAGGAGUUACUGGUUGGGACCAAACUAUGGCAUCACCCAAUUUGACAACAUCCUGUUUGCUAUUCUCACCGUCUUCCAGUGCAUCACCAUGGAGGGCUGGACAGAACUGCUCUACUAUAGCAACGACGCCUCAGGGAGUGCGUGGAACUGGAUGUACUUCAUCCCCUUAAUCAUCAUCGGCUCCUUCUUCAUGCUCAACCUGGUGCUUGGUGUGUUGUCAGGGGAGUUUGCCAAAGAGAGAGAGCGUGUGGAGAACAGGAGAGAGUUCCUGAAGCUCCGAAGACAGCAGCAGAUUGAAAGGGAACUUAAUGGUUACCUUGAGUGGAUCUGCAAGGCUGGCUCACCGUUUGCCCGUGCCAGCCUGAAAAGCUCAAAACUAGAGGGGUCGACGUUCAAGCGGCGAGAGCGCCGAUUUCGCUUCUUUGUCCGGCGUGUUGUGAAGUCCCAGGCCUUCUACUGGAUCGUGCUGUGUUUGGUGGGCCUCAACACACUGUGUGUGGCUGUAGUGCACUACGACCAGCCUGAGCCACUUUCAGAUUUUCUAUUUUAUGCUGAAUUCAUCUUUCUGGGAAUAUUCCUGACAGAGAUGGUUAUAAAAUUGUAUGGUCUGGGAAGACAGGCCUACCUCAACUCCUCAUUCAACUGCUUUGACUGCAUUGUGAUAAGUGGUAGUAUAUUUGAAGUACUGUGGUCCAUCAUCCAGCCGGGCACGUCAUUUGGCAUCAGUGUGCUCCGAGCUCUCAGGUUAUUAAGAAUCUUCAAAGUCACCAAGUACUGGGCAUCGCUGCGUAACCUUGUUGUCUCUCUGCUCAACUCCAUGAAGUCCAUUAUCAGCUUGCUCUUCCUGCUCUUCCUCUUCAUAGUUGUCUUUGCCCUGCUGGGCAUGCAGCUCUUCGGAGGACAGUUUAAUUUUGAAAAUGGCACCCCUCCGACCAAUUUUGACACCUUCCCUGCAGCAAUAAUGACAGUGUUUCAGAUCCUGACCGGCGAGGACUGGAACAUGGUGAUGUACGAUGGCAUCAAGUCUCAGGGCGGUGUUAACAAAGGAAUGGCCUUCUCUGUCUUCUUCAUUGUCCUCACACUUUUUGGCAACUACACUCUGCUUAAUGUGUUCUUGGCUAUCGCUGUGGACAAUUUGGCCAACGCACAGGAACUGACCAAGGAUGAGCAGGAGGAAGAGGAGGCUGCCAGUCAGAAGAUGGCCCUGCAGAAAGCCAAGGAGGUGGCUGAAGUCAGCCCGCUGUCGGCCGCCAACCUCUCCAUUGCAGCCAACAAAGUACACAGUGAGUGUCACAACGCGUCCGACCCCUUUCUGGACUGUAAAGAGCAGCAGAAAAACCACACUAAAGGGGUCAGUAAGUCAGUAUGGGAACAGCGCACCAAGGAGCUGAGAAGGCAGACUCUGGUAUCCAGCCGCGAGGCCCUCUUCAAUGAGUUGGACCCUGAUGAUCACUGGAAGGCAAGGACAGGGAGGGAGGAGCACAACAAUGUCAACUUUUCACGUCACAUCCGUCCAGACAUGAAAACUCACCUGGAUCGUCCGUUAGUCGUCGACCCCCGCGAGAACCGAAACAACAACACCAACAAAAACACUGCCAACAAUUCAGACCUCUGUGUCACCCAGCACCGCUCUGCAGACGAACUUCACAAGCAAACACAGCUCCAACAGUACCACAGCCAACCGAGUGGGGGUGGUGGAGGAGGUUCAAGCCCCCCCAGGCCUCCGCUUGAUCGAGGGGAGUCCACAGAAAGUAGGCGAAGCCGCAGAGGUGAGCACCACCACCACAAGUCUCAUGUCCGAUUGGAUGCUACGGUCAUUCCCGGUCCUGGCUCGGAGGAGAGGCCGGCCAGACGCCAUCACCACACCCGGAGCGGCAGUCAGGGCGGAGGACAGUCGAAGCACAGGAAGCCCAGGUCGCACAGAAAAAAUGCGGAAACUGGAGAGGAUGGUGGUGGAGAAGGAGCUGGAAAAUCAGGGAAACAUAGGAGUAAAGGAAUAGAGGGCGGUGGAGAAGGAGGUGAACAGGAGGGAGCUGGCGACGGCAGCGAGAGGAAGCCGAGAAAAAGUCGGCACGGCAACCAAGACGGAGAGGGGAGGAGAAUGUGCCAGCACAGGAGGAAGGAAUGCAGUGUCCCAAACCUCUCCACUACCCGACCCAUUCAGAAGAGCCUCUCUAGACAGAAUAGUCAGUACAGCGAGGAUAUGGACAACCUCAUGAAUACCAAACUGGUUUCUGGCUCUUCUCAGCUCAAUGAAGGUCACAGUAAUCCUCUUGCCAAUCACACAGUGGCCCCUGGCUUUGGUUCUGCCCUACAUCUUGCUAGAAGUGGCACUCAUGGAAGCUUAGUUACAUUAGAUAGCUAUGGGAACAUCGGACAUCACCGUGCACACAGUGUGAUUAGGCUGCCCCACCCUGACUACACAGCUCUGGACAUGCCAAUAUUCCCAUCCAUUAAUGCCAUACUGCAAGUUAAUAAAAAUGCCAACACUGAGCCUCUUCCAGCAAAGGAGGAUAAGGAUGAUGACGAUGAUAAGGGAGGUGAAGGAGGUCCCAGGCCCAUGCCUCCCUAUAGCUCCAUGUUCAUCCUGUCCACCACUAAUCCCUUUCGGCGAGCAUGUCACUACGUUUGCACUCUACGUUAUUUUGAAAUGUGCAUCCUGCUGGUCAUUGCCAUGAGCAGUAUAGCCUUGGCUGCUGAGGAUCCCGUCUGGCCUGAUUCCCCUCGAAACAAUGUACUUCGCUAUUUUGACUAUGUCUUCACAGGAGUGUUUACAUUUGAAAUGCUGAUAAAGAUGGUGGAUCUAGGGUUGGUUUUGCACCAGGGCUCUUAUUUCCGGGACUUGUGGAACAUCCUUGACUUUAUAGUGGUUAGUGGUGCUCUGGUGGCCUUUGCCUUCACGGGGAGCAGUAAGGGAAAAGACAUCAGUACUAUCAAGUCUUUGAGGGUUCUGCGAGUGCUACGUCCUUUGAAGACUAUUAAACGUCUUCCCAAACUCAAGGCCGUGUUUGAUUGCGUGGUGAACUCUCUGAAGAAUGUGCUGAACAUCUUGAUUGUCUACCUACUCUUCAUGUUCAUUUUUGCGGUGGUGGCUGUGCAGCUUUUCAAGGGGCGCUUUUUUUACUGCACUGAUGAAUCCAAAGAGUUUGAGCGUGACUGCAGAGGCGAGUAUCUGGUGUAUGAGCGUGAUAACGAAGUGAGGGCGCAGAAGCGGGAGUGGAAGAAAUACGAUUUCCACUAUGAUAACGUGGCUUGGGCCCUUCUUACCCUCUUCACUGUUUCCACUGGAGAGGGGUGGCCGCAGGUGCUAAAACAUUCAGUAGAUGCGACCUACGAGAAUCAGGGCCCAAGCCCGGGAUACCGGAUGGAGAUGUCCAUCUUUUACGUGGUGUACUUCGUGGUCUUCCCCUUCUUCUUCGUCAACAUUUUCGUAGCGCUCAUUAUCAUCACCUUCCAAGAACAAGGAGACAAGAUGAUGGAGGACUAUAGUUUAGAAAAGAAUGAGAGAGCCUGUAUAGACUUUGCCAUCAACGCCAAGCCUCUGACACGUCACAUGCCUCAGAACAAGUUGAGCUUUCAGUAUCGAAUGUGGGAGUUUGUGGUGUCACCACCUUUUGAAUAUACUAUCAUGGCUAUGAUUGCACUCAACACGAUAGUGCUGAUGAUGAAGUAUGACGAAGCUUCUCCCACCUACGAAGCUGUGUUAGCCAACCUGAACAUAGUGUUUACCUCCCUCUUCUCCUUGGAGUGUGUACUCAAGAUCAUUGCCUUCGGAGCUUUGAAUUAUUUCAAAGAUGCCUGGAAUAUUUUUGACUGUGUGACAGUUCUGGGCAGCAUCACUGACAUCCUGGUGACAGAGCUCGGGAUGGAUAAUUUCAUCAACUUGAGUUUCCUGAGGCUGUUCAGGGCAGCUCGUCUCAUCAAGCUGCUCAGGCAGGGAGAAACCAUCCGCAUCCUGCUCUGGACCUUCGUUCAGUCUUUCAAGGCGCUGCCUUAUGUCUGCCUUCUCAUUGCCAUGCUGUUUUUCAUCUACGCCAUCAUCGGGAUUGGCAGGAUCAGUUGCAGGGAAAUGUAUGACAUGCUGAGGCACAUGAGUCCUCCUCUGGGCCUCGGGAAGAGGUGUCCAGCACGGGUGGCCUACAAGAGGUUGCUUCGUAUGGAUCUCCCCGUGGCCGAUGACAGCUCAGUCCACUUCAACUCCACUCUCAUGGCUUUGAUCCGGACGGCGUUGGAUAUCAAGAUCGCCAAGGGUGGUAUCGACAAGCACCAGAUGGACGCGGAGCUGAGGAAAGAGAUGAUGGCGAUCUGGCCCAACCUCUCCCAGAAAGCGCUGGAUUUGCUGGUUACGCCUCAUAAAGCGACGGACCUGACCGUGGGGAAGAUCUACGCUGCCAUGAUGAUCAUGGAGUACUACCGGCAGAGCAAGAUCAAACGGUCACAGGCACUUCGUGAUGAGCAGAAUCGAACGCCAUUACUGUUUCAGCGCGUGGAGCCACCUACCCCCUCUCAGGACGGGGGUCCGGGACUUAACAACACCCUGCCUCCACCUGAAACAAUGGGUGCUGGCAACAGCCUGCCGGUGGAGGGUGGGAUCCCGGAAAGCCAUUCAUGGGUGACGGAUCGCGCUAAGGAGAUGUCCCAAAAGGUUGGCAGCUGGAGCCCUGAAGGCCUCUCUGAGGAAGGCCUGGGAAGAAUGACCAACUCCCAGACGGUAGAGAUGAAGGAGAUGGGGCGGGAUGGUAACUCGGAUACUGAACACUUUCCACCAAUGGAAGGCCACGGCAGGGCCGCUUCCAUGCCCCGCCUCCCAGGCGACAACCAAACCAUCAGUGACAGCAGUCCCAUGAAACGGUCGGCCUCGUCCUUGGGGCACAGCAGGUCUGGGCGGGGCCACAGAGACAAAGGAGGUGCAGAUGACUACACCAUGGAGCAUGCCAUACCUGAGGAGGGGCGGGCUUCCAGACAUGGACACCGCCGAAAAGACCGGAGCCAUCGAGCGUCGGAGCGGUCCUUGUGUCGCUACAAUGAGGCUGACGCGGGCCUGGGCCCGGACCAGUCGGGUGACCUCACCUCGAAAGAGAAGGAUCGAGACCGAGGUCGCUCUAAAGACCGUAAGCAUCACCACCAUCAUCACCAUCACCACGGCUCCAUUGAUAAGGAGCGCUACGUAGCAGACAGAGGGGGCGAGUAUGGACACCGGCACUCCCGGGAGAUGGAGCACGACCGGGACCGGGACAGAGAGAGGGACCGACGCUGGUCUCGAUCGCCCAGCGAGGGCCGCGAGGGCCGCGAGGGCCGCGAGUGCAUCACACAUAGACAGGGCAGUAGUUCAGUCAGCGGAAGUCCUGUCCCGUCGACCUCGGGGACCAGUACGCCACGUCGAGGCCGUCGACAGUUGCCUCAGACGCCUGCCACCCCCAGACCCCAUGUCACAUACUCCCCUGUAGUCCGUAAACCCACGCCCACGCCUCCUGGGGGACUGCAGGGCAGACCCCCAGCCCCAGUUCCUCGGCACUUUUCCCCAGAGCCUUUCCAGGGACAGGGUCCUCCAAUGACCCACCACGCUGCGCCCCGUCAGGGUCAUCACCCCCCGCCUCGCUGGGGAGACACAGGCAGUGGUGGUGGUUCCGUAGAAGGGGACGGCUGCUUCUACAACCAGGACUACGAGACGCAUCAUGAACCACCUGCUUAUGAGCAGAGCUCCGUACAGGGUGGAAACCCCCACCCCCACAGCCUGGCCAACCACCCACUGCCAUCGCCCGCACAACCACAGCCUCAUAACCCCUAUACCCUUCCUCCCCAACAGCCUCACCCUAUCAACAACCCCCACUUGCAGCCUGCUCGCACCUCACCAAGGACUGUCCACCACGCGCCUCCUCCCACCACUGCCCUGACGGGGCCCGUGCAGAGCCAGGCUCAGCCGGCCGCCCAGCGCCGUCUGCCCAACGGCUACCGAGCCCCAUCGCCGUCCACGCAUCUCCACGGACACAGUGGGCCUCACAAGAUCCCCCCUCCAGCUGGGCAUCCGAGAGGUUCCCAUAAGGGCCUGCAUGAACCCUUCGGAGAGAAAGAGGAAGACGAUUGGUGCUAGCCUCUGGGGAAGGGGGAAGGGAUGUACGAAGGAAAAAUUACGGAUGGACUGAAAAAUAAAUAGAGCAAAGAAAGCUCUGAGCCAGAGCAGCGACUGCCAAGGGAUAUCACAACUUUUCUUUCUAGUCUGUUCAUUGUUUUUCCUCUCCUCGCUUCCUCGGGGGUGUCCCAGGUGACGUUGCUUGAUAAAAGCUACGGUGUCAGGACAAGAAGACGGAGCGCGAACGCUGAGGCGGAAUCUGGAGGAACAAGACGCAAACCACGGUUCGUUUGUUUUCCAUCGUCUCUCGAUGCCAAAAACUCAAGUCGACGUUUUCAUGGACGGCGGGAGGAAGGAUGGAUGCUCUUCGUGUCUUAAAUUACUGUAUGCCUCUGGCAACGAGCUAUAGCCACUUACAAGAUGUCAAGAGUCGCGACUCGAUAAAAGACACUCUAAAGUCAGAGACGAGGGAGAACAUUUUCCUUUUUUUGAGGGGUGGGGGUGAUUUUGAGGCUAACUUUUGUCAAGUUAGCUUAAAAAAAAAAAGAUCAGAUCCAAUCCUCCCAGCCACAAGUUGAAUAUUGAUGAGUUUUAUCAUCUGUGUUUUUAAAUAACGACUAAACUGACAAAGA
Nematolebias whitei (Rio pearlfish) is the source of this 7762-nucleotide messenger RNA. It is a transcript of the gene cacna1aa, whose product is annotated as calcium channel, voltage-dependent, P/Q type, alpha 1A subunit, a. Gene Ontology annotation, cellular component: voltage-gated calcium channel complex; neuronal cell body; membrane. The record is from RefSeq and is a predicted model, not a curated record. Gene Ontology annotation, biological process: calcium ion import across plasma membrane; chemical synaptic transmission. NCBI's taxonomy places the organism in Eukaryota, Metazoa, Chordata, Actinopteri, Cyprinodontiformes, Rivulidae. Gene Ontology annotation, molecular function: high voltage-gated calcium channel activity. The transcript has 44 exons. Bases 153 to 7151 code for a protein of 2332 amino acids.